Schistosoma haematobium is the source of this 7300-nucleotide messenger RNA. RefSeq lists its product as uncharacterized. The record is from RefSeq and is a predicted model, not a curated record. NCBI's taxonomy places the organism in Eukaryota, Metazoa, Platyhelminthes, Trematoda, Strigeidida, Schistosomatidae. The coding region runs from base 720 to 1319 and encodes 199 amino acids. The transcript is spliced from 3 exons.
AGGUCCUCAAGGUCUUUUGUGUUGCCAAUGUGUGACAGUGCUAAAUGAUACUCAUGCAGUUUAUUCGUCAAUAUAUUACGUUGUUUCAUCUUCAAAUAUGAAAGUGAAGAGAUCUAAGGCAUCGGACUUAGCUGAAUCACUCAAGCACCUUAAAAUCGAUCGCCGUUUUCGUCCCCAACUGAAGGGGUCUACACUCCACACACUUGCUUCUCUUAAUGAAGUAUCUUCGGGCUGUAGAUAUAAUUUUCGAAAGACACGGUCUGCUUCGUCAGCAACGGUUGUAAGUUACGGUUUUCGGUGUUGCAAAGCAUGUGAAUAUUGUCGAGCUAUCAGAAAAGCUGGUACUGAAGGUGAAGUGAUAGAUAACAAUUCAAAUCAGGCGAGUACUUUGUAUCCAUGUUUGUCAGUAGAACAUUCAAAUACAUCUGCAGACUGUUCUGAAGACACAGGAUCUUUCUUAGAACCGCCUACUUCAUCUACCAGAAGACCAUCUGGCUACCUCUGUACAACACUCCCGCCCAAACCCUGCCAUUCUAACUAUAGAACCGUAGCAUAUGACCUGCGCCCUUUGCAUGUUUCCUCCUUCUUCGAACCCACCCAUUUACGUCGAUCUUAUGGCAAUGAGUUGAGUGAACUUGAACAAGACCAUAGUUCGAUCACUCAAAGUCCUUACAACACAACCAGCACAGAUCACGGUGAUCACCCUUUAUGCUGCUGUCAUGUCAUUGGGUUUCAUUUACCUCAUCACUUACGUCUAUAUCGUCGACUGUACAGUCUUGUUGACCACCCUUGUACACACUACAGUACCCAGUGGCUGUUCCACGGGAGCAACUACUUCCUUCCGUCGUUCUUUAUCAUCAAGGCAUCGUCAUACCAUUACUCCAGUUUCAGUCCAUCGAUUUAGCAUCGAUUCACGGACCGCAUCAUGUUCUAAAUCUUUAGAUACUGAGUGCGAUUCGGGACUGACAGAUAUAUCUCCUGGAUCCAACUAUUGUAGUAUUCAUCAGCAUACGGCAGUGCAAUCGUGUUUACAACAAAGUGCAGCUAAAUACAAAAGUCAGCUCACUGAAAAUCGUCUUGUUGGAACCCAGCGUUGUCGUAGAAAUUCGGAUCCAGAAAGUUGGCAGCAGUUUCGUAAUUUACAAUUCUUUGGACCUUCUCUAUCUAGUGAUAUGAACGAGAAUUUUGAUUUGAAUGUCUCUUACGACGGUGAAUUUAACCGGACAGAAGAACUACCAAAUAACUCACAGACUGAUCAAACAGAUGUAUCCAUUCGGUUUAGUACAUUUAGGAACCGAGAGGUGAAAACUUUAGGGUAAGUUUAAAUAUUUCAGAUAUUAUUUAUAAUUGUUUUUCUGUGUUUAAGUAUUUUUCAAGCAUUUUGUGAAUGGUAUUUCACUAGGAUAGUAACAUCUUGUGAAUUAAUGAGAAGUUUCAUAAGUCUGGAGUUAAUAAUAUAGAAUGUUUCAGCCAAUUUUCCUCAAAAAAUCAACCUUUAUGGGACAGACAACUUUAGUUAUACUUGUAAUCGCUCGUUUCGUUUAUCGUAUUUGAGUAUAGUAUACAUCAUGGGUUGACUUUAGCUGGAUAUAUUCUUAAAUGCUAUGGAACACUAAGUAUAUGUUUCGCUUAACAUGGGACUUCACGAUUCCCCCGAGAAUUAAACUCAGGAUCCUUAAGUUUCGUUUUAAGCACGUUGCUUCUAGAUCAUUCAGUCAGGAGUCAGUGCUUCAUAUUUCCAACCUUAUUUGAUUGGUGAUAUUGUACAACCAGUAUUACGACUUUUCCUAGUGUUCCAUAGUUUUCAUUAUCCAUUUAGCCAAAAUCAGUCCGUAAUGUAAACAAUCUUCAUAUUGAAAAAAUGUUCACGUACUUCAUGUUAAUAGUAUCCCCGUUUUCUUGUUAGUAAAGCUUCCAAUUAUUAAAGUGUUUGGAAACCGAGGUUUAUUAUACAUUCAUACACUUUGAACAUCACAAAAGUCCCUUUUCAUCUUUAUUUCUCUUGAUCCUCAUUAUACUUAUUGACUAUAGAGGAUAUUUGCAACUCAGGUAGAUGAUUUCGUUAUUAUGUUCUCAAACUAGAUGGCUUAAUUGAAAUUUCAUUGUACUUCUCAAAAACACGAGGACUCUACCUCAGUUUUCAUUUCUUUCCAAGAUCAUCAGAACUAGCUAACUUAACACUUGGAGUAACUAAAAAGCUCACUUCUACACAAAAUAAGCGUUGACAGUAUCCAGUACGGUAAUGAAAACUAUCUAGUUUCGAGAACAAAGCAACCUUUCAUUGAUAUCAUUACUUCUUAAGUUGAAGAACCUGAAAAGUUCCAGCUGUAUUUCUAGGACCAAGCUAUCAACUGUUUGUUAGUCUUCAUCAUCCAGAUGUAUUAAAUCAGAUGGGAAUCCUCUAACUGGAACCCAAAAAUUGUGAAACACGAUGACACCUGCUUUUAGUACGCGCUCAUACUACAAUGUAGUUUAGAUGAGAUCAGAGGUGAUUUUUGUCAAAUUCGUCAGUCAUUUCAAAAGACUCACCAUACAGAUGGGGACAUUAGUUAACGAGUUAAAGAGACAGUCAAAGAGCGUAAUUAAAACAAUGAUUGUUGUGACGGUCAAUGUCCGAAAUCUGGUACUCAUACACGAUGUGCUACGCGUUAAAUCCCCCAGCUGACUACUUGAUCGAGAAAGUAUAUUGGGUUACCGAAUAAAAUGCACAAAUAUGUACAUAUGUAUACACAUAAUUCUACCCCUUAGGAAGUUAACCCAUUUCUUAAUCAGUGAAAUACACUUGUUCUUCAGGUCACUUCUGUUUUCCAUCGACUGACCCUCUCAUUAGAUUACUUUCGAUUGGCCCAUUAUAUCGAUUAUCUUAAAGGUAACCCUUUGGAUCCUGUUUUGAUAAAGUGAUAAUAGUGAUCUACGAUUUUGGUCCAGAGACCGAUACGUUUCCCGAUAACAGUUAUUACAAACAUGAAGAGGAGGUGGCUAAAGACAUCAUUCCAUUAAUGAACAUAAGUUACAAUCCCUUUAGUCAUCUUUUUAAGAAAACUGGAUAGAUAAUUGAACAUACAGUGGUUUGUUUUCAUAUAUAUCUGCAGUUAGAUAAUUACAACCAGCAGAAAUCUGAGAAGGCUCUCCUUGUUCAGUAAGAGGACUAGAUCUUGAGGUACAGGAUUGUCUGGAUAACUAAUAAAGCAUGAAAGUGACUGCUGUUUUGAUAUAGCUUGGUAAAGUAUAGUCUUUUAUCUGGAACUUAGUGAAUAAAAUAAAUAAAAAUCCUUCUGCUAAAAGUUGCUGAUAGUCAGUGCAUUUCUGAAACCACGUGGAUGUAUAGACCAGAUAUAAAUAUGUUUUUCGACGUCUAGCUAUAGUUGUAUUCCUUGGUCUUAGGGCAACGUUCGAAUCUGUUGGUCGUGAUGUUUUGUGGCAGCGUCAGUCAUCAAAUGGCGUACCAAAGAAGUACAUCAAGUUUGUAAAGCUUCUCUACUCGAACACUGCCAGUCGAGUCCGAGCUAAUGGCGAACUGUUAUCGAAAUCGGUUACUUCAAGUGGUGUUUGUAAAGGUGGUUUGUUUUCCCCAUUUUUAUUUGAUUUCGUCGUAGACAUACUUUGAGAGAUAACACUUUCAUCGUCUCGCUUUCCAGGGGUUGAUCUUGGAAUAUGCAGAUGACAUAGUUCUAUUUAAUGAAGACGCUGACAAAAUGAGGAGUCGUCUGACUACCUUAAGCAACAAUGCAAUAGUGUUUAGGAUGAAGUUCUCUCUCCAAAUGUGGAAUGUUACUUCAUGAUUGACUUGCGUCAUCGCCUGCAUUAAUGAUAGGGACUGCUCCAUUACCUUGCAAGUUUCAUCAUUCCUGAUGGUCUGAUGUCUGACGAAAUCCCGGCACGGAUUCAGAAGGCUCGAUUGGCCUUAGCUAACUUCCGUCACUUGCAGUGUAGGUGCGACAUCCGUCUUCUAACUAAAAGACUAGUUAACUAUACAGCAGUUCGGUAUGUUCGACUUUAUGAAUGUGGAACAUGACCAUUAAGAACAAAGGAUAUUCGUAGAUUACUAGUAUUCGAUCAUAAGUGUCUUCGAAGUAUUGCUCAUGCAUUUAGGGACCAUUGAGUAACCAAAACCUGGGUUAGGAAUAGGAUAUUGGGAUGAGAAUGGGGAACCGAUUGAUGAGGUAGUGAAUCUUCAUCAACCGAGGUGGUUGGGAUGUGUUGCGUAUGCACAGCCGCCUCGACGGGCGAUGUUGUGUGGUGCAGGAGUAGACUGGAAGAAAUUUAAAGGCGACCGAACCAAAGCAUGGCGUCGGUCCAUGAAGUCGUUGACACUCGGAUUAAGCCAUCUUGACAGGUGUAGACUACCUGGUUGGUGUCCGUGUGGUUAUCAUAACCAGUGAUUAAGCACUUUGAAUGGCAUGGCUCAAAGUCACAGGUGCAUCCAUUCUUUAUCUUUCCCUAACUUUUGAGAGUCUAAAUACUUCACACUUAAUUUUUAUUUUCUUAUUUUACUAUUUUAUAAUUUAUCGAAUCGUAUCUUCGAUGCCUAAUCUUUCCUAUUACCACUAAUAAUGUGACUACCUCUAUUAUUCUGGUAUUUAGCCUGAUGCUUUCAUGUCUUUGUGCUAAUGGACCGAUGUGCAUACGUACCAGGUUUUAGGUUACAACUGACUAACUGACUGUAACCAUCCGAACUCUUUUAUGUCCGACCAUUCCAUGUUGGCUGUUUAGCGAGGAACAAAACUAUAAGUUUCAAUUGCUAAAACAUCCCGACUGUACGGGAGUGUGAUAGUGCCAAGGCGUUUUCCUCACACGACCAUCUCUAACAAUUCUGCCUUCCUACAUCGGAAGAACUGGGCUAAGAAAAGUUUUCUGCUCCGAGUAUAUCCGGCAUCGGCUGUAAGGCCCGGAAAGAUGGAGUUGAUGCGGCAAGUGGCCGUGUGUGAUUGACACCAAGUAGUUGUCUCUUGGUUGUUCUGUAUACUCUCCAAAGGUCUACUAAUGACUCAAUUUCACCUACAGGUAUCUCAUAAAGCGAUAUCCUUUCAUGCUCUGGACAACUGGAAAGUGAAAAACCCCCAGAUACCUCUUACUGCUAAUAUAUAGUAGAUGAUUUUGUUGAGUUUUGACUUAAGCUGAAUAAAUAGUAUAAAUUAUUGAUUCUUUAAGUGCUUAUUUUAUUUAUUCAGAUCUAACUUACAGUUUCAUGGAGCUGAUCAUCAAUAUGACGCCAAACUUUGUAAUUCAGUUGUGGAUAGUAAUGGCGAUAGGAAUAAUAUUGAUUAUGAGUAUGCUUUGCCUGAUAGUAAUACCCAAUUUGCACGGCCGAUUGUUGCAAAAACCACAACUAAUUUCCCUGCAUUUAAUAUUUCGAAUUCUGUUUUCAUUCCAUUGGCUAAUGAAAAUUCUAAUUUUUGUCAAAUGAAAUUUUCACAAAGUACUGACACUUUGCCACAGUCUAAAAAUUCAAUUGUUUCAUAUGAGUCUACUUUGAAUUCAAGUUCACAACAACAACAACAAUUUCACUUUCGGCCUUCACUUUUAUUAUCAGCUGAACGUUCUGAACCGCCUAUAUCAUCAAUCAUGUAUACAUCAGAUACUUGCUUCUCAUUGCGUUCUAACAAAUCGAAUACUGUGAAUUCUUCAGAUAUAUCACUAUGCAGGACACAGACAGAAAUGGACAAUCAAUCUGGAUUAGCUUGUCAACCGUUAGUUUGGACUGACUUAAGUGGUGACGGUGGUGCUAAUACUUCACUGAAACAACCUUUUAUGGAAUCCGAUGUGAAAGUGAAGGAAAGUACUGUCCAGUGUUCAAAUGAAGCAAAUUAUUUAAACAUUGCUGAUAUGAGUCAUCAUGUCAAUAGUAAUAAUAAGCCUCAAUUAGUUUCAGAUGUAUCAGUAAAUGAAUUAGCUUCGUACAUGGAACAUAUGGUUCAUAUUCCGGGCCGAAUGUCUGAAAUGGCUCAAAGAAUGUAUCUUUAGCUGUAGUAUUGGUUAACUUACCUCAAGAUUAACGUCAGUUUUCAUGUACUAAGAUGCCUUGGAAGACAACUUUUCUUCAGCUUUCGUACAUAAAUAUUUUUAAGUGGAAUGUAUUGGUUCUCUAAACAGAGUUUGUUGUUUACAAUUUCCUCAUAAUUGUAUUGUGAUAUGUUAUAUUUGUUUAUUAUUUCUGUCUAUCUAAUUAUUGUCAUUUCAGUGAAAAAUACAUUUCGAUUUCAUUUUCUUUUAAAAACUGUGAUGAUAAUCUCCGAGUGAGGUGGUAUACAUAUAGCCACCAUAAAUGUUCUGUAAUAUCUCACAUGAAUAAUUGUAUAAAGAUUAACUGUAAUCCAAUGAUCAUUAUAAACGUUAUCUGUGUUCAUAAAAUUCCAUUGGUUCUCAGAUUUCCUCACUAUGUUUCCAACUGUACGUGUUUCUUCUGUCAAUCUGCCCUUCCUCUCUUCAUAACACAUUUCUUUUUUGAGAAUACAUGUUUUUUUUCUCAGUAGUGACGUCUAAUCUGUAUUAUUUAUUUCGAGGUUAACAAUACACAAAAUAGCUUAUCAUCAUUUUGAAUAAAUGGUAUAAUAUUUUCGCAUCACGCUUUACUGUUUACUUUUAUCAUUAUUGACUUUCAAGAUGAGUCGUUAUUCUUUCGUCGUCUCUCUCUUUCUGUAUUCUAAUCACUUUCGUCUCUGUUGUUCUGAUUAAAGUGGUGAUAAUUGGUGUAAGCGCAUUUAAUUGUUUAGUUUGCGUAAUUUUCUCUUAGUCCUACUAAUUUUCCGCAUCCGAUUUAUGUCACAUGCUCAGCUUUUUAUCCGUUUUAUUACUAGAUACGUGUAGAAAUUUAUCUAUCUAUUUUUCUUGAUAAAUGUAAGCGGUUUACAAUAAAUAAACAAACAUAAAGGCACAUGGAAUCACUAUUUACUUGCUAUAAGUAGUAAGCACUAUGAAAAUGACUAUGACGAGUUACUAAGGUAAUUCUUCUCCUUGUUAAUGGUCCCUGUUAUUUUAACCUUGUUUGGAAAUUUAUUUUAUCUUUUCUUAUACAUUGUAACAUUAGGUGAGAUCAGUUUAAAUGAAAAAAGAUAAAGAUUGAUAAUAACAAAUAAUAGUUAACUACUUCCGCCUCAUCAUAAUUUAGCAACGUUAAGCAUUUCUUAGUAUGUUUAUUUGUCUUUACAACUUCUUUGUUUCUUUUCCUUAUGUUGAUGUCUGUUUCAUGGACAGGUUUCCGCUACUUAUAUAUAGUUAUUUUUUUCUAAUAUCUAUACUAAAUUGAGUAAUCAUAUUUAAGAGUAAUAAGAAUGGAAUAAAAUAUAUAUUUAUAUGUAUA